Molecule: messenger RNA, 345 nt
Organism: Brenthis ino (lesser marbled fritillary)
Lineage: Eukaryota; Metazoa; Arthropoda; Insecta; Lepidoptera; Nymphalidae
Source: the annotation of a GenBank genome assembly
AUGUGCCCCCCGUCCUGCGGCAAGGAAUCCCGCCACUUCGACACCCUGACACGACACUGCACAGACACACCGCGACACGCGCGGAGCGACACAACACGCGCGACAGCUAGACGCGUACUGAUCCCUCAACCAUCGCUCACCCACGGCUUUUCCACCACAAUACACAAUAGACAAAGACGGCAAUACAAACCGUCAACAGGCGGGAAAGAGACAGCGAUAGUAGCUAUUGCGGGGCGUGGUCGCAAUCACCAGCCAGUAGGAGUCAGGGGGUGGCGCCUACACUUUUCUACUUUUUUCCGUGCGUGUACGAUGGUAGUGGUUCGUUUUGUGGGACACGUGCGUCAG